UUUUUUUUGACAUGGCUACAAGCUCUCCAGUUUCUGUGAAAGUACAUGUAUUCUCUGAUUUUGACGGCACAUUAUGUUAUGAUGAUACUGGUGUACUCUUGAUAGAUGAUCCGCGAUCGUUAGGUUCUGAAAAAAGAAAACAGUUAGAUAAAGCCAUUCUAAAUGGUCAACUGACUUAUAGAGAUGGUGUCAAGUCAAUGUGGGAUUCUGUUACAAUGACAAUGGAAGAGGCUUGGACUGAUCAUCUCGACAAGGCUCGUGUUGAUCGUGGUUUUCCAGAGUUUCACAAAUACUGUCAAAACAAUGAUAUUCCUAUUACGGUAGUCAGCAGUGGACUUUAUCCUUUAUUAGAAAGAAUGAUGAUUAAGUUUUUGGGUGAAAACGAUGCCAAGGAUAUCAAGAUUAUCAGUAAUGAUGUGCAUAUCGAUGGCCGAAAUUGGAAUGUCCAAUGGCAUGAUGACAGUCCUUAUGGAAAUGAUAAAUCUAAAGCUCUUCAACAAGCUCGAGAAAAUUCUUCAUCUGAUACCAUCUUCAUCUUUUGUGGUGAUGGGAUUUCUGACAUCUCUGCAGCCAAACAUGCUGAUGUCCUAUUUGCAAGAAAAGGUCGUGAUCUGGAAAUCCAUUGUCAUCGUGAAUCUAUUCCUUUUAUUCCUUUUGAUAGUUUUGAUGAUAUUUUAGUUGUACUCAAUAGUUUAGUUACAGGAAAAGUUAGAUUAGAACGUGAUCCAUCCACUGGUUUUUGUCGUAUCGAAUAAAUAAAUAUUAUGCACUUAUCUGAGUUUGAACCACCACUUCCCCUCAACACAACCUUCAUUGUGUCAAAAAUAAGCGGGGUAAUCUUGAAAUGUAAUCCUUCC
This is a messenger RNA of Halteromyces radiatus, 857 nucleotides long. Its product is annotated as HAD-like domain-containing protein. Gene Ontology annotation, molecular function: phosphatase activity. The record is from RefSeq and is a predicted model, not a curated record. Lineage: Eukaryota; Fungi; Mucoromycota; Mucoromycetes; Mucorales; Cunninghamellaceae. Bases 12 to 755 code for a protein of 247 amino acids. The transcript is spliced from 6 exons.